Molecule: messenger RNA, 1884 nt
Organism: Phalaenopsis equestris
Lineage: Eukaryota; Viridiplantae; Streptophyta; Magnoliopsida; Asparagales; Orchidaceae
Product: molybdate-anion transporter
Exons: 9
Coding region: 330-1724 (464 amino acids)
Biological process (GO): molybdate ion transport
Cellular component (GO): membrane
Molecular function (GO): molybdate ion transmembrane transporter activity
Source: RefSeq, a predicted model, not a curated record
GUCUCGUCCAUACGAAAAAAAAAAAAAACAUAUACAGAAAUGAAUAGGCGAGACUUCACAGCUGCGCUGCCGAACAAGACCAUUCUUAUAUCAUCUCAUUCUAAAAAAAAAAAAAAACAUAUCAACGGGAUUUAGUAAAUCCCCUCCGGCGAGAUUUAGGUUAAAAUUCUGCUGUAAAUCCGUUACCAGACAGGCUCUUGAUUCCCGGGAACGGUUGAUGGUAGGCACAAACAUGAAGCACUAGUUCGAGUUCAGAUGCUGGGGAGAACAUUGGAUCUCGUAUAAAUCGUCUCUAAUCGAGGAUUUUGUGGAUCGGAGGUGGGGGUUCGAUGAGCGUUGUGGUCGAGAGGGAAGAAUGGGUGCUGAGCCCCCUUAUUUAUGGCUUCAUUUUCGCCUGCUGCUUCUUCUCCGUGUUUCUCUUUCCCUCUUGCGAGGGGGCGGAGCCGCGAGGACGACGACAACAGCUUCCGGUCUUUUCGAUGUCGGCCCCACCACGCCAUUCCUACGUUUCCAGAGGAGUUUCCUGCUCCUCUACUCUUUCGCGUCGGUUCAUGGGUAAGUUAACUUAUGCAGUGAUGGAGGGUCUUGAAUCGAUGUAUGGGGAGUAUGAGUUUGCGUACCAUGGGAUGAGUGGAGAGCAGAUGGUUUUGAUAACAUCUGCCGGAGUGGCUGUUUCGCUCGUUUUUGGCACUUUUGUAGGCUUUCUUUCUGAUAUCAUAGGCCCAAGAAUUUUUUGCAUCUUGUUUUGCUUCUUCCAUCUUCUGGUGGGCGUUUUGAAGAGUGUGGCCUGGCACCCAAGUAUGUUACUGUCUAGUCUGUGCAUGGGAAUUGCUUCUACUAUAUAUUCAAUUUGUUUUGAGACCUGGAUGGUAACAGAACAUGAAAAGCAAGGUCAUAAGAUAAAUCUGCUGAGUGAUACCUUUUGGCUGAUGACCUUAUUUGAGUCUGCUUCUCUUCUUGGUAGUCAAGGGCUUGCAAAUCUUUUAAUCAAGGGUCUCGAGAGGGGGCUUCUUUUGCCAUCUGCCCUUGCAGCCCUUUUGGCAAUUAUAAGCAUUCAUUAUUUAAGGAAGGAAUGGAAUGGAAACUACCAAAAUGCUACGAUUGAAAAUUAUCAGAAGUCAUUUACAGUGCGCAUUUUUGCUGACAAAAGCAUAUGGAUGCUAGGAUGGGCUCAAGCAAGCGUCCAUUUUUCCUUGUCAGUCUUUUGGAUUCUUUGGGCUCCAACCAUAGUGGAAGAUGGGAGGGAAGUGCAGCUGUCACAUAUAUAUCCUUGUUUUCUUGGUUCAAGGAUGCUUGGAAGCACUACCUUUCCAUGGUUUUCUGGUGCUGCUUCGCCUUUGCACAAUGAAGAUCAGACUCACUUAAUAGCCGCAUUUGCUGUUGCCGGACUGGUUUUGUCAAUAAUUGCAUAUGAUUAUCAGGAUAUCGGAGUUCUGGUGGUCUUGUUCUGCAUCUUUCAUGCUUGCAUUGGUUUAAUUUCACCAUCUCUAGCUAGGUUGAGAACAAUGUAUAUUCCCAAUGAGUUGCGUGGAGGCAUGGUUAGUGCAUCUCUGGUACCAGCAAAUGCAGCAUAUUUAUUCGUACUAGUUAUUGGGGGUUAUUAUCGGAGCCUCAACAAUGCUGCUAUUAUGGCCUUUGCUGCUGUUGGGUUAUUGAGUGCUGCGGGCUGCAUCUAUGUAUUGAGAUGGAGAAAGCAUCCUCGUCAAAACUGGCAUGAUCUAUAGGCCUAAUUAUUUUUUGUUGUUCUCAUCUGAAGCGGUAGUAGGUUAGUAAUCCUCUGCUUGUUUCCCUUUUGAUUUUCUCCCUAUGAUAUCUUGCUGCUGGUGCAUCUGUUGUAAACAAACAUAUGAUUUUGGAGUUCAAUUGGUCUAACUGUCUUUUUUU